AUGUAACAAGGGGGGGCAUUGUAUCAUUGCAGGCUGUGGCAGGCUGGGCUGCUACAUCAUGAGGUGGGGGCUGGGCAGCAGUUAGACUCUGGGCUGUGCGAGCUGCAGUUGUAUCGGAGCUGUGUCUGCAUGUGCCUUACUACUAACCAGCAGCAAGUGCCACAUUCUAUUCCUGGGGAGAUGUAACGGUCUGGGGCCACUAGUGGAGCCCUGAGCUACGGAGCAAUGUCAGUUAAUAUUUUACUGCUGGGAAAUGAACGGGAUCAAAUCUCUGAUGAUAACGAACACCAAAGCUUGGCAUCUGUCUAUCUCCAUGGAAGAGCUAAUAGAUCACUUAUACAGGAGAGCCAACCGGGGUUCAAGGUUUACCAAGCCAACGUUUUUGGGAAUAUUCAAGUUGUUCUCCAUGAGUUCCCCAGCUGGGAUAUAUUGAGAGUGAAUCUGCAAAGUUCUCAGCAUACAGUGAGUGAAGCUGAUAUCAUCAUUGUGAAAUAUUCUGUCAAUGCAAAGACUUCAUACCUAGAUGUAAAGGACAACUUUGUUCCAUUGAUAAGACAAAUAUUUAGCCAUUGUACUGUACCAGUGAUAGUUGCAGCAGUUGGAUCAAGAGUAAAUGAUGGCCCACCCUGUUCUUGCCCACUGUGCACCUCUGAUAGAGGGAUUUCUGUUACUGCCUCAGAAGGAAUACAGCUUGCCAAAGAUUUAGCAGCAACCUAUAUGGAACUGCAUGCUCUCAAUGACUUUUACGUUGGAAGCUACUUUGGAGGAGUGUUAGAAUACUUCAUAAUUCAAACUCUGAACACAAAGACUUCUGCAAAAUGCAAAAAAAAGAAGAAUAAUCAGGUCCUUAAAGUUAAACCCCCUAAUCUUGAACAGCCAGAAAGAAUGCCAGUUUUGCAAGAGGAUCCCUCACGAUAUGAAUCUGAUUUCCAAGGCUUGCUGGUACACAGACAAUGUGCGGAUGUAAUAUUCUGUAGCCCAAGCCUGGAACAUUUGUUGGAAGCUCACAGAAUCGUGUUGUGCAGUGUAAGUGAUGUGUUCAUGGUGCUGUUUGGAGGGAAGUCUGCCCAUCAUGUCCGUGACUCUUGUGUUUCCAAGACUGCCAGCGACCUCUUUGCCAUUUACAGAGAACUGUCGGUUACUGCACAGUAUUCUCCCGUAAGGGUCAUUGUCAAAGACUCUCUCCUCUGUUCAUGUUUAUCAGACAUUCUUCACUUCAUUUACUCAGGUGCUCAUCAGUGGUAUUUGCUUAAACAGCAACUUAGAAAAAGGAUAGAGGAUCCUGAAGAUGUUGCACGUAUUAUUCACACGGUUCGGUGUAUCCUGAAAACAUCAGGCAAGGGAACAGAUUGCUCUCCCUCCCACUGCCCAGAGCCAUGGCAGUUCUGCAGAGCACUUGGCAUAUUCUUUAACACUCCUUUGUUAGCAGAUGUCAUUUUUCAAGUUCAAGAUAUUACCAUACCUGCUCAUCGGGCAGUGUUAGUAGCACGCUGUGACGUUAUGGCUGCCAUGUUUAGUGGUAGCUAUGUGGAAGCAAAAAGCUUUUUGAUACCAAUUUAUGGCAUAUCUAAGGACACUUUUCUGUGUUUUCUUGAAUAUCUUUAUACUGACUGCUGUUGUCCUGCAAGUAUCCUGCAAGCCAUGUCAUUACUUGUUUGCUCUGAGAUGUACCAGGUCUACAGGCUCCAGCGUCUGUGUGAGCAUUACAUUAUCAGUCAGCUCCAGAGCAUGCCUAGCCGAGAGCUGGCCACCACAAGCUUGAGUCUUGUCAGUCUCAUUAGAAAAGCCAAGUUUCAUAACUCGGAACAUCUUGCCACCUGGUUGCUUCAUUUUAUGGCUGUAAACUACCUUAUCUUCAGCCAGAAAUCAGACUUCCAGGACCUUUCAGCAGAGGAACGGGAUUUCAUAGAGAUGCAUCGUUGGCCCUCCAGCAUUUAUCUGAAGCAGCUUGCCGAAUACAGACAAUACAUCCACUCCCAAAAGUACAGAUGUGCCUUGAUGUAACAAUGGAUUUGACUAAACCAGUCGUAUGCUAUAGCAUAAGAAUGCACUGAUGAUAGUAGAAAGCAGUAUUAAACUUGAAAUUACAAAGCAGAUAACAAGUAUGAUAGAGGCACAGGGGCAUGGCACGGGUACCGUAACUCCCACAUGCAUGUGGAAUGCUUUUAUCCAGUGCUCUGCAACUAAUUACAUGUAGUGGGCCAGUUAUAUGUCAUACAGCAUGCUGGAGGGCCAGAUUGAAUUUAAAUGAUGAUGUUAUGUCAUGGAGCCUGUAGGCAGACUGAGGGCCAUAAUAAUUCUUUGGAGGGUCACAUACAGCCUGUGGACCCCCAGUUAGACAGCCCUGCUUUAAUCUAUACAGAGGCAUUCCCUUCUGAUCCAAACUCAAUCCCAAGCUGUCCUGAUUCCCGAGGCAGGCAGGAGGGGGGUAAUGUAGAACUUAUAUUUACUAUUGUAAGAAAAAUGUCAGCAUUGCUGAAUAUAUUCAAUGCCCUAACAUUUUUAUGGUUUUAUUACUGAAAAAAAUAAAUUGAAAAAAAAAUUAAACUUUGCUAAUGUAUAAAAACAAA
Molecule: messenger RNA, 2570 nt
Organism: Xenopus tropicalis (tropical clawed frog)
Lineage: Eukaryota; Metazoa; Chordata; Amphibia; Anura; Pipidae
Gene: rhobtb3
Product: Rho-related BTB domain containing 3
Exons: 12
Coding region: 226-2004 (592 amino acids)
Source: RefSeq, a predicted model, not a curated record